Messenger RNA from Dromaius novaehollandiae (emu), 4775 nucleotides. RefSeq names its product niban apoptosis regulator 2 (gene NIBAN2). Lineage: Eukaryota; Metazoa; Chordata; Aves; Casuariiformes; Dromaiidae. The transcript is spliced from 14 exons. Bases 315 to 2729 code for a protein of 804 amino acids. The record is from RefSeq and is a predicted model, not a curated record.
CGGCUCUGCCCGGCGGCGGCGCUGGCGCUGGCGCGGCCCCUGCGCGGGGCGCGGCCGGGCGGCGCGGAGGGAGGGAGGGAGGGUCCGGGGGAGGCUCCGCGCUCAGAGCCGCGGCCGGCAGAGCUGGGGCUGCCCAUGGGGCGCCGCGCUGCCUGACCCGGCCGCGGGCCGAGCCGCCUGCCCUGCCCUGCCCUGCCCUGCCCUGCCCUGCUCCGCCGCCCCGGCCCCGCGGCCGCGCUCCGCUCCGCUCCGCUCCGCUCGCUGCCGCCGGGCGCCGCGGGCUUGCGCCGCCGCUCGCCUCGCCUCGCCUCGCCAUGGGAGAUGUGGUCUCCACUCACCUGGACGAGGGCCGCCGCCAGCACAUCGCAGAGAAGACCGGGAAGGUGCUGGAUGAGUUUUGCCGGUGCUACAAGGAGCAGUACGGAGUAGCGCUCUUCAACAGCGUCCGCUAUGAAAUCGAAGGCAACGGUGGGCCGCAGUCGCAGCUGCUGCACCGCAAGGUCCCACUGGAGGACCAUGUCAUCUACUCGGGCAACCUCUUCCAGUACAUUGAGGAGAACAAGAAGUGGAGGAACCGCUUCUGCGUGGUCCCGCACAACUACGGCUUGGUGCUGUACGAGAACAAACUGGCCUACGAGCGAGUGCUGCAGCCCCGGGUGCUGGUGAACAGUGCUGGCUACAAGAUCCUCACCUCCCUCGAGCAGUACCUGGAGCUGGUUAACAGCAGCCUGCCUGGCACGACACCCAAGUCCGGGAACACCCCGAUCCUGAAGUGUCCCACCCAGUUCCCCCUCAUCCUCUGGCACCCCUACUCCCGGCACUACUACUUCUGCGUGAUGACGGGGAAGGAGCAGGAGAAGUGGCGGGCUGUCUUCCAGGACUGCGUGCGGCACUGCAACAACGGGAUCUCCGAGGACUCCAAAGUGGAGGCCCCAGCCUUUACGGACGCCGUCCGCAUGUACCGCCAGUCGAAGGAGCAGUACGGCACCUGGGACAUGCUGUGCGGCAACGAAACCCAGAUCCUGAGUAACCUGGUGAUGGAGGAGCUGGUCCCGGAGCUGAAGAGCGCCAUCGGUCCGAGGCUGAAGGGCAAGGUGCAGGAGCGGCAGAGGACCUGGAUCCAGAUCUCGGAUGCUGUCUACAGGAUGGUCUAUGACCAGACAAAGACCCAGUAUGAUGCAGUAGUGACCAAAUGUGAACUGGAACGUCCCCAGAUGGAGAGCACCAUCCGUACAGACAUGGACCAGAUCAUCACUUCAAAGGAGCACUUGGCCAGCAAGAUCCGAGCAUUCGUCCUCCCCAAAGCGGAGAUCUGUGUCCGUAACCAUGUCCAGCCCUACAUCUCCUCCAUCCUGGAGGCUCUGAUGACCCCCACAAGCCAGGGCUUUGCCGAGGUGCGGGAGGUGUUCUUCAAGGAGGUCACGGACAUGAACAUGAACGUCGUCAACGAGGGCGGCCCGGAGAAGCUGGCAGAGUACAUGGAGAAGCUUUCGCACCUGGCCUUCCAUCCUGUCAAGAUGCAGUCAUGCUAUGAGAAGAUGGACCAGCUGAAACUGGAGGGUCUUCAGCAACGGUUUGAUGUCUCCAGCACAUCUGUCUUCAAGCAGAGGGCCCAGAUCCACAUGAGACAGCAAAUGGACGAUGCUGUGCACACAUUCGAGACCCUCCUCCACCAGGAGGUGGGGAAGCUUCAGGGCAAAGACGACCUGUGCAAGUCAAUCCAGCGCAUCCUCGAGCGGGUGCUCAAGAAAUACGACUACGACAGCAGCACUGUGCGGAAGAAGUUCUUCAGGGAAGCCCUGCUCCAGAUCACCAUCCCCUUCCUGCUGAAAAAGCUGGCACCAACCUGCAAGGGGGAGUUAGCCAAGUUCCAAGAGCUGAUCUUUGAGGACUUUGCCAGCUUUAUCCUCGUGGAGAACACUUACGAGGAGGUCGUGCUGCAGUCGGUCAUGAAAGACAUCAUGCAAGCUGUGAAGGAGGCGGCCGUGCAGAGGAAGCACAACCUAUACCGCGACAGCAUGGUGAUGCACGACAGCGAUCCCAACCUCCACUUGCUGGGCGAGAGCAUCCCCAUCGACUGGGGAGAGCAGUACAGCAACCAGCCCGAUGCUGAGCCGGCCGCUGACAAGCGCCGCAGGGCCAAGCAAGUGGUGUCGGUCAUCCAAGACGACGAGGGGGCCCUGCCUUAUGAGUCAGGCACCGAGGUGCUGAUGCACCAGACCUCCCAGGAGGAGCAUGAGCCGGAGGAGCCGGACCCUCAGGCAGCACCAGGCUCUCCUGGCAGUGUGAAGGAGAUCCGGGAAAUGCUGGAGAAGGAGGUUCCCAAGGAACCCGCGGGCCCUGCUGAUGUCGAGGCAGAGGAACGGCUGACGAACGGUACCAUCGUCACCCAGGAGAGCAGUGCCUCCAAGGAGCCAGUGGUGGAAGGGUCCCAGGAAGCCACUUCUGCAGAGAGCUCUGCCCCGCGCCCUGCCACCACCCAGGGCCCAGCCAGCACGGGGACAGGGGUGCGCCGUGCCGCACCCGCAGCGCCCACGUCCCUCCCCGAGCCCUCUCCCUCGCCAGCAGAGCACGAGGCCAACGCGGAUAGCCACAAACCCAGCGACAAGGAGACGGGAGAGGAGGUGUCGGCACUGGGCAGCGAGCACAGCCUGGAGCCCGCUGAGCCGGCCGCCGCGGGCAGCGUGGGCACGACGGAGAGCGGCGAGGCGGUGCAGACUGAGUUCUAGCCUGGCUGCCCCCCACGCGGGCACGUCCCGGGGUGCCAAGGGCGGACUGGCCUCGGUGACGCCGGGGGCUUGGGGGGAGGGUGGGGAUGCUUGUAGGCUGGUCCGGCCGCGGCGCUAGGACCUACUGCGUUCUCGGGGUUGGAGCCCAGCGCUCUGGGAGAGGGAGGGGAUGGGAAACACCAAGAUGUUACUGCCUAACCGGGGAGGGAGUCUCCGCUGCUGUGUGGCUGGCCAGAACCAAGUGGUCUCACUGGGUCAGGCUGGGGGUCCUCCCCGGAGGCCCCCAGCUCAAUAUAGGGCACCCUCUGCACUCUGCUUUAACCUUCUGUGUUAUUUUCUUCUUCUCUACUGCAGAGAUGCUUUAUCCACAUCCCUCGACUGAGCCCCGGUGCUGGGGGCUGCCAGGAGGUGGGAACGAGACCCUCUUCGGCAGCAGGACGGGAGCCUGGGGCCGGGCUGGCUUUGCAGGGUGCUUCCCAGGUGCCUGGCGUCUUACCCUGGUUGGCCACACGGCCUGCUUGGCACGCCGGGCCCUGGCGGGGCCAGCCCUGUCCCUCACCCCAGGAUGGGCAGGAGCUCACCUUCGGCUCUUCCCCUGCCCAAAUCCAUGAGGUUUUUCCUGGGAGCCCCUCUGCGCUGGCAGCCCAGCAGGGAUGCUCCUGGACCCAGCUAGCCGGGGAGCACUGAAGCACCCAUGCCCGAAGGAGGGAGUUUCAUGGACAACUUCCUUCUCCCUUAAGUAGCGCUGAUGGGAGAGAGGGCUGCAGGAGGUAGAUGAAAAGCCUGGCGGAGGGGUCUGGAGAUGCUGGUAGGGGAGUGAGAGGCUUUGUAGAGUGAUCAGGGGAGACGAGAGGUCUGGCGGGAGCGUGAAGGAGGCCAGGAGAGCAGUGGAAGUGUGGGCCAGAGGGAGAAGUGCGUCUGGUGAAACAGCAACGCUUACAAGCUUUAAUUGCUGCUCUAGGAGCGUCGUGGGAGGUGGCCAGGCCACUGGCAUGUGGCAGCCGGUGGGCAGCAAAGCCCCCUGCGCCGAGGCUGCCCUUUCCCGGGAGCGGGACUGCACCUAGGGUUUUCUAGCAGCUACUGAAGUCUAACGUAAAAGCUUUCUUGUGGGGGAAGGUGUCACUAGUGCCACUUUUCCAGCCUUGCCUGUUAGGACUGGGCUGCCGUGGGCGGCCCCGGGUUCGGUGGCUCCAUGCGUUUCUCGGCUGGGGUAUGCAGCCUUUCCAUGGACGGUAUCGUGGCUCUCAUCCAGGGGAGCUCCCUGUCAUCUUCCAAAGACGGAUUUCUCCUGGGCCCUCUGUGGCUUGCAGGUUUUGGCAUCUGCGGUGGCAUUUGGGCGAAGACAUGGUGCCUUUAUUAGAGGUUGGGGAAAGCAUUUAGGAGGCAGCCGGCUCUGUGGCCCAGCAGGCUUUAGGGAGCCCAAACGGAGCAGCUGGUAGUUCUUAUAGGAUGGGCCAGUGACCUCUCUGUGCGGGCAAAGCUCCGUGUGCUGCACUCUGCCCUUUGGGGACCAGGUGAAAUGUCCUCCAACCGCAGAGAGAACAAAAAGCUUUGCUCCUGGAAAGGGCUUUCAGGCCGUCACCAGCCGCAGGUGGGGCACUGCAGGGCACGGCUCUGCCCCUGGAGCAGCUUCGCCCCGGGGCUGCUGCCAAGGGCAAGAUUCACAAGUGGGGGAAGGAGAGAGGGUGCUUGGACACAAACUCCAUGUAGAUACAGCUAAAGCAUGUGACAGGUAGUUGACAGGACUUGGCAACUGAGUGGGCUGCUGAGACCACAGUUGUGUGUGCAGAGUACGGACCGGGAGCCCGGCUCUCCCCCCUGCUGCAGAUAACCUCGACUUCUGCGUGUAUUUUAAAUGCCGUUUCUGUCUUUGAACGGGGGACGCCCAGUCUAAACCACUUGGGGAGGCCCCCCCCAAAGUGCCUUGCUUUGGGAACUUAAAAAAACCUGUCUCUUCCAAGAUAUUUUAUUAAGAAUGUUAUACAAAUGUUUAAAAAUAUGCUUAUAAUAAUUAAUAAAAAGGAAAAAAAGCUUUAUUUAAAGUCA